Populus trichocarpa (black cottonwood) is the source of this 678-nucleotide messenger RNA. Its product is annotated as SKP1-like protein 1A. Gene Ontology annotation, cellular component: nucleus; cytoplasm. Gene Ontology annotation, molecular function: cullin family protein binding. The coding region runs from base 121 to 678 and encodes 185 amino acids. The record is from RefSeq and is a predicted model, not a curated record. Lineage: Eukaryota; Viridiplantae; Streptophyta; Magnoliopsida; Malpighiales; Salicaceae. Gene Ontology annotation, biological process: SCF-dependent proteasomal ubiquitin-dependent protein catabolic process. The transcript has a single exon.
UAAAGUCAUCGAUUAAUUAGUUCUCUUACCUUGUUUUUCCAUAAUUUUUGGCUUGCUCAAUCACUUUCUGAAAAAUCCUUCCACGCAUUAAUCUAUCGCAAGCUAAGAAGAAUAUUGACCAUGUUGUGCCAAUACCCUGGGGACAACAAUAAAAUCGUUCCUUCAUCUCAAAAAACUAGUGUAAGCAAGAGUUCAGAUGAAAAAAGCAUGCCUUCAUCUAAGAAGAUUACACUAAGAAGUUCCGAUGGAGAAACCUUCGAGGUAGAGGAGGCAGUAGCCCUCCAAUCCAAAACCAUCAAGCACAUGAUCGAGGAAUCCUCCUCGAGCAACCAAGAGGUCAUCACUUUGCCUAUUGUCUCCGGCAAUAUCCUAGCCAAGGUAUUGCAAUACUGCGAGAAGCACAUCGAAGAUGACAGAAGCACCGCUAAGGAACUCAGCACAUGGGAUGCCGAUUUUGUCAAGCUCGAUGAAGACACGCUCUUUCAACUCGUCCUUGCUGCAAACUAUCUUGGUAUCGAGAGAUUGGUCGAUUUGGCGAGUGAAGGUGCAUGGAGCAAGGUGAGGCCAGAGAUCGGAGGUUUGGGUUUUCGCAAGAUGUAUGGAAACAACUGUAGUUCUUAUGAAGAUGAAGAGAUUGAGAUGGGGUACCUAUGGGUUUCGGGUAGUUAUACAGGGUAA